Mastomys coucha (southern multimammate mouse) is the source of this 1935-nucleotide messenger RNA. RefSeq names its product spindle and kinetochore associated complex subunit 1 (gene Ska1). NCBI's taxonomy places the organism in Eukaryota, Metazoa, Chordata, Mammalia, Rodentia, Muridae. The record is from RefSeq and is a predicted model, not a curated record. Bases 322 to 1086 code for a protein of 254 amino acids. Gene Ontology annotation, molecular function: microtubule binding. Gene Ontology annotation, biological process: chromosome segregation; regulation of microtubule polymerization or depolymerization; mitotic cell cycle. The transcript has 7 exons. Gene Ontology annotation, cellular component: mitotic spindle; outer kinetochore; spindle microtubule.
UCUGCGCUGUUGGGGAACACUUUUGUGCGCCUGCGCGGCGGCCGGCUCGGCGGACAGUUUGAAUUUUGGCUCUGGAAGUUGGUUUCACGAUUGGGCGUUUCGGUCGUAGUCUGGUGCAUUCGGUCCCCAGCCACGGCGCAGGCUCUUUGCUCCAGACUCCGCGAGGUCGCUGGCUCGGAAGCCACCCGAGGAGGCAUCGCUUAGCAGGUUCGGGGAGCGGGCGGCACGGAGGGUCGGCCCCCGCCUUGCCGGGUUGCGGGUUCCAGCGCGGCCAACCUGGGCCUGGGCAAAAUCGACAUUGUUAUGAGGGACGCCUAAAGGAUGGCCUCAGAUCUAGAACAGUUAUGCUCUUACAUUAAUGAGAAGAUUGAGAAUAUUAAGAAAAUUCUGUCGAUAAGAAAUCUUGGCCAGGAACCUGCCUUGAAGACCACCUUAAGUAAAAUAGGCGAUGAGAUCAUUAUAGUAAAUGAGCUUCUAAAUAAAAUUGAAUUGGAAAUUCAGUAUCAAGAACAAACUAACAGUUCACUCAAGGAGCUCUGUGAAUCUCUUGAAGAAGAAUUUAAAGAUGUGGAGCAUCUCAAAGAACAUGUUCCUUCCCAUUUGCCUCAUGUGACGGCGACCCAGAGCUCAGUUCACAAGCCAGAUCUGGAUCCUAAAGAGUCAGCUAAAGCUGAGGAGCCUGUGCUGCCAAAGAAGCCUCCUAAGGAGCAGAGGAUUAUUAAGGAGAUGCACUUUAUAACUACGGAUGAGUUCGGUGGCGUUCCCUCGUACAUGAAAUCCCGUUUAACAUAUUGUCAAAUUAAUGAUGUUAUUAAGGAAAUUAACAAGGCAGUAGUUAGUAAAUAUAAGAUUAUACAUCAACCAAAAGCAUCUAUGAGCUCUGUGAAGAGAAGUCUCUACCAAAGAUUUAUUAAUGAAGAAACGAAGGACACAAGAGGUCAUUACUUCAUUGUGGAAGCUGACAUAAAGGAAUUCACGGCUUUGAAAGUUGACAAGAAGUUUUAUGUGAUCAUGAACAUUUUGCGGCAUUGCCAGAGACUGUCAGAGAUCCGAGGGGGAGGACUUACCCGAUAUGUCAUAACCUGAGGCCGAAGGCUUGGGACUGACUGGCAGUAGGGUAGAGAGGGUAGUUUUGAAAUUUCAUAUAUAUUUUUAGCUUCUCCGUUUCCUGGCCUUGUUUGUUACAGAAGUAAAACUUUGGAUAAUGCAUAUAUAUUUUCAAAAUGUACUGCCUUUAGGAGUAUGGAUGAAGCUGUAGCUCACAAGCACAAUAAGCCAGUCAGAAAGACAAAUUCUGACUCACGUGGAACCUCUGUGUGUAAGAGUCAGGAGACCAGAAGGAGGAUCUUGAGAAGUAUGGAGAAAAGGGGAACAGAGAAGGCAGUGGACUACUGUCAUAGGAGAACAGAAGCAAGGAUUGCCGGGAACCAGCCAGGGGAAGGGUAGCAGGGACACAGGCAGGAGGUGGAUUAGGAUAAAGCGCGAUGCCACAAGAUAUAUUGUAAGCCGCCUUCUGUCCAGCGGAAAUAAGGAGGCAAACACAAGCCCUUCUCCAAGCAGGUUUUAUUCAGGAACCUUCAUUUUUACUUCUUCUUAUUAAUCUCUCUAAUCUCUUCAGUAGUAGUCUCUCUAGUAGUAUCUAGUAGUCUCUCUUCCUCAACCCUCAGCCUUCGCAGGUUAAAUACUUUCCCUGGUCUCAAUCAGUAUCAAUUACGUGGCAAAGCAUAACAGGCUGCGGGAAAAUCAUACCAGCUUGCAUCACAAACUAGAGGCACUCAGCUUCUCCAACUAAGGGCUUGAUUAUCAAUGCUCUCUGCUCUGACCAGAGACCAGGUGUUCAAUAUAGGGUGGCAGCUGCGGCUCCCCACAAUAUAUAAAAAUGUAGGAGCGGGACUCAUUUCUUUGUAUGCUAACAUAAAAAUUAAUUUAAAAAAG